Heterobasidion irregulare TC 32-1 is the source of this 1465-nucleotide messenger RNA. RefSeq lists its product as uncharacterized. Bases 12 to 1220 code for a protein of 402 amino acids. Lineage: Eukaryota; Fungi; Basidiomycota; Agaricomycetes; Russulales; Bondarzewiaceae. The record is from RefSeq and is a predicted model, not a curated record. The transcript has 3 exons.
CUCAUCUUGACAUGGAUGAUGCAAAUCACAGCCCAACAGACCUUGCCCCGCCCCCACCUGCCUACGACCAGCGCGAGUUGGAUCAGAAGGUCUCACAGGCCCUCGAGCAAUCUCUCUCCUCAACAGACAUGACACACACCAUCGGCGAAGACGGCUGGCCCAUCUAUGAUGCCUCCGCAUUCGAAGUCGUCGCAUCGAGCUAUGAGCGGUCGACCACAGGUUCAUCAUCGCGGUUGCAGGAGACCGACCAGAGUUCGUGGACAAAGCGGGCCUUCCCAAGCGACUCAAAGGUCCCAAGCGCCGGCACACAGCCUCUUCGUAUACGAAGACGAAAGAAUCGACCGUCCAAGACCUCGCAGGACGUUAUAUCGCACGCAAUGUCUGAAGAGAGCGCACGACCGAGCUCUCGAAGUUCUCAGCAUAGCGCGGUGAAUCCCGAAUAUUCGAGAGACAGCCCCCCUCCUCCAUUCACUCCUACAGGUCCCUCUUUAGAUGGUCCACCCUUUGAGGAGGUUGUCCGUUUGUCAUGGAAUGGACCAGACUCCCGACCUGCCUCUCCGCUGUCUACCAUUGCCCAUGAUCACUCCCCUCGACGCGACCUCCGGGAAUUUUCUCCGGAGCCCACGAGAACCCAUCAUCAAUCACCCACACUUCUGCCCCGUAAUGGGAACCGCCGAGCGAAUCCUCGCCCCAUCACCACUGACUAUACGGCAUCGCAUGCAAGACAUCACUCAGCCUUGUCGUCUCGUCUAGACUUCAAUCCCCUGUCGGCUUAUAGUAAACAUCAGCUUGACCACACGGAUGCACCGGCUUCCGAUCCUUCACGCCAAGCUAUGGCUUUCUACAAUCAAGCUGUCGCCUCCCACCUAACGGGCUCGGCGCCGGUAUCGAGUCGUUCAGACUAUAUUCCCUCACCAAACAAAUCUCAGCUUUUCCGAGCACCUCGAGGCGCCUCACCUAUGCCGCCCGGAGCUUCGGCUGGAGAUGACGACAUGACGUCGAGUAUGCGAACCCAACGCCUACCUCGGCCAGCAACUGCGUCUAGCUCGAACUUAUCGCCAUAUCCUCGUUCGAUGCCAUCACCGCCAGGAGCGAAUGGGCCCUUGUCUACGUUCGAUAGACAAUCGCAGUACUCUACAGAGACACGGAGCGCCAAUAGCGGAACGCCAUGGGCGUUCAGCGAGGCGCAGAUGAUCAGGGAUCUAUAUCAGGCUCGGUGACCUCGAUCCUCGAAGCCUUGUGUUUGAUUAUGUAUGUUUUGUUUUGACCCGGUUCUUUUCCACUGUAUUGGCACUGCGUUGCGUCUGAUCACUUUUAGCUGCUGAAGAUGAUGGAAACCUGUAGCUUUGCUCUGUUCUAUAGCGUAUCAUACCAGUCUAUGUUGCGUCUCGAAAUCUAAAGUUAAUUAUACAGAUCUCCUAGCUAGUGCACAUACUAUAGUCCUCGGAAGAAGUCAUUCUUGUCC